CUGUUUUAAUGUACACUGUUUGCUUGCAGGUCCCCAUGGGAACCUCGUCACACACCAAAAUUCGGUUGGCGAACAAGGGAGUCAAGCGGUUGAACAGCUCCGGAUACGGAGAUCACUAUGUCCAUCUGAAAAUCCGGAUACCACAGCGCCUAAAUGACAAGCAGAAAGCGCUGAUUCAGGCGUAUGCUGAACUGGAAACGGACACACCCGGCACUGUCGACGGCAUAGUCAACACAAGGCAAGGCAAAACUGCAAUGGACGAUCCAAGCGGUUUAGUGAGGCAAAUUCGAACUGCACUGGAUGAACCCGUGGUAGAACCGGUAGAAGACCAAAAUAAUAACAAAGUGUAGUUUCUUAUUUGUUUGUUCCCUGUGAAACAUUGUAUUUAGGCCUUAUUACAGCCUAUUAGUUUCAUUUUUUGUUGAACCGGCAUCAAUAAAUGAACGUAUCGUUAGUCACCACUUGU
Dermacentor silvarum is the source of this 466-nucleotide messenger RNA. RefSeq names its product dnaJ homolog subfamily A member 3, mitochondrial-like. The coding region runs from base 9 to 350 and encodes 113 amino acids. Lineage: Eukaryota; Metazoa; Arthropoda; Arachnida; Ixodida; Ixodidae. Gene Ontology annotation, cellular component: mitochondrion. The transcript has 3 exons. The record is from RefSeq and is a predicted model, not a curated record. Gene Ontology annotation, biological process: protein folding; mitochondrion organization; negative regulation of apoptotic process.